AUGCGCAAUGCUCUUGAUCAUGGUGGUCUACGACUUGAACAGACCGUUGUAGCUUCCUUUAUGAGUCCACAAGUCGACAAUACUGCGCCAUUAAUCGUAGUGAACCCAAGUGUCGAAUCGGACUAUGAUUAUAUCCUAGAUUGCCAGCCCACGGCGUAUUGCAGCAGUCUAGCGCUUGCGCUAUCUACGGGCAAACUGCAGCUACGCAGCCUCGAGACAUUGGCACUGCAGCACGAUUUUCAUGCACACAAUAGCACAAUAAACGAGAUAUGGACGUCACAAGUGUCACCUAAUCAGUUGGCUACAUGCUCCAGUGACGAGUGCGUCAAAUUGUGGGACACGCGCACGGCGCUACCGGCUUUGGUCGUACCAGUUGGUCAAGAAGUCUGGAGCCUAUCCAUUGGACGCGACGAAACGCUUCUGGCCGUAGGAACGGAUGAUCGUGCACUGUUCUACGACGUGCGCACGGGCACGAAGAUUGGAGAGUAUGGAGAGAGUCAUGUGGACGCCGUGACCAAAGUACGCUUCCAUCCGACGCAGCCGGCAUUCGUAGUCACGGCCUCGGAGGAUGGCAUCGUGUGCUGCUUUGAUUGUCGUAUGACGGAUGAAGAUGAAGCUCUUGAGAGCAUUUUGAACGUCGAGAGUGCCGUCACGACCUUGGGCUUCUUUGGUCAGCAAAAGGAGAAUAUUUACUGCCUCACAGGCACGGAGACGCUAGACCUGUGGAACAUUUGGACAGCUCAGAGACUGCAUCACUACAAUACGGUCCGCGGUGAUUGCAUUAGCAACGGUUUGACCACUGACUAUUUAAUCGACUGCGUGUACGACAACCGGUCGAACGAGCUUUUCCUACUUGCUGGCAACCACGACGGCGAUGUGAACGUCGUUAACAUUGGCACAAAUGCAUCCACGGCAGGAAAGCUGCACCACGCAGCGUCGCUCAAGGGAGGUCACAAGGCCUGCGUGCGCUGCAUAUACUAUAACCCCGAAACCACAACGCUGUACACAGGAGGAGAAGACACACGGCUCUGCAAAUGGACUGUAUGCAGCGCUGUCGAUGUAUCAGCCGAGGCAGGUGACGACUAUUCUUUGACAUUGUCGCCUGCUUCUAUAAGUAGAAGAGCGACGGGGGUCGAGCCCACUGGGAUUCGAAAAGCGCGCAAGUCCUUCCGUCCAUACUAG
Peronospora belbahrii is the source of this 1182-nucleotide messenger RNA. The record is from the annotation of a GenBank genome assembly. Lineage: Eukaryota; Oomycota; Peronosporomycetes; Peronosporales; Peronosporaceae.